UAGGGUUUGCCGCAUAAGCAUACUCAAAGUACCUGUAGUCGUCGAGGGCAGAGGAUCUUUAGUUGUGCGUGUGGGACACGUACUGCUAGUGCUACAUGUAUAUGUACAAAUUACGUUUGAAAUUUGACAUCCUGGCGGCCAGCGGUACUUUAUGGUCGUGAGUAGUACUGCUACUAGUACUAGAUAUGACUUGACUACAAUGGCAGGCAGCUGGGAGUCUCUGAUUACUGUAGCCCUGGCAACCAUCUUUAUCACACUUGCAGGGUUUCGUGUCCUCCUCAUCAAACUGUCUGCUAAUCAAGAUGGCGGGUUUGACUACCUACCAGUUGCGGUCAACUUGUGUGCUGAGAUCAUCAAACUGUUGGUUUGCUCAAUUCUUUCUCUGAAUGUCAUCACAAAAGAGAGACUAAAGAGUUGUUCAGUGUUUGCAUUCUCCAUCUAUGAUGUCUUGAGAUUGUUCAAGUGGAGUGUUCCUGGUCUGUUGUACUUUCUAGACAACCUUAUUGCCUUCUAUGUGGUUGCAUCAUUUGAACCGGCAAUAGUUGUGUUGCUGAACAACUUUGUUAUCAUAUCUACGGCUCUUCUGUUCAGACUUGUAUUGAAGUCCUGGGCAUCGCUAUCAAGCGAACUACAUGCUUUGUCAACUGCUGAAGGUCACAUCUGCUGGGAACUGCACGGGGUUCACCUUAUCCCAGCCAUCGAGUUCCUGACAAAAGAACCAGACGCCUGCCUUCAGGCCUCCUUGCAUAUUUGUCCCCGACAUAGCCUCGCUUUGGGGAGAUAACUCUGACAAGAAAUGGAGUCCGGUUCGUACUCUCAAGUGGUAUCUCGCCAGGACCAAGCAUUGCUGGGAGCCUGGUUUCAGACUUUUCAUCACAACCACAAAGCCCUUUUAUCUAGUGGCAAAGGACACUAUUGCCCAAUGGACAGUCUUGGCAAUCAUCUUCGUGAACCAGGACUGGCCAACUUGGCAUGACGGGACGACCCAUUCUCACGUCAGAGCCCAUGAUGUUCGGGCCGCUUCCUUGUCCUGGUCAUACUUCAGAGGCAUCUCCCUGGUGGAUAUAUGCCAGACGGCUUGCUGGAGAUCCCCCUCCACCUUCACCGAGUGUUAUCUGAAGGAUGUCCUGCGGAGCGAGACGGCUCACGGCGCAGCAACUUCGCGCUCAUUGGUUGGGACAGCAUCCAGCAUCGUCCCUCACCGAACAAUGAAUUCUUUAUCGUAGAUACUUCUUUCUCUGGUGAGUGUUCGCUUGGGCAACGCCUGCCUAUGUUCUCUAGUAACUACUCUCCCGUUGCUGACCCUCCUCCAGGGUACGGUACCAUGUAGGCUGGACAGGGGUAUGUGAACGCAGGAGACUCCUCCCCCACAUUAGUGUGGGUCGGGUCUCCUAGUGAUACUUACCCCUGUCCAGCCACUCCCGCCCGUCCUUCCCCACUUUGGCUUCAGGAAUUUCUCCGCCUUGAAAAGGACGUACAUGGCAGCGAGACCGCAGUGCAUUGUGGAGGGUCAAGGGGCAGCAUACAUAAUCAAGUCUUUUCAGCGAAUUGUAAUAGACACACGGGAAAUUUGCAUAUGUAGGCUGGACAGGGGUAAGUAUCACUAGGAGACCCGACCCACACUUAUGUGAGGUGGAUUUUCUAUUGUGAUUUGUUGCUUCAGUAUAUGACAGUUCAAAUUCCAAUAAGCAAAUGAUCUCACAAAUAAUUUCAAUAGGUCCUAAUCAAAUUUGGGUUCACAUCUAGAACAGUACCCUCCCCAUAAAAACAGUGCCUACUUGAAUAAGCCUUCUGUGAGUUAAAUUUGAAUAAAAUCUGGUACACCAAGUUCUUUAAAUUUACCUGAACACAAUUGGAAUUUUUCAUACUACUGAUUAACACUGUUGCUUAUAUCUUGUGAUUCAGGGUAAGCUUUUGCUUAGUUACAUAUGAGAUGUCUUGAAACAAUACACUGUUCUGAAUGGAUAAGAAGGGCACAAAGGAACCAUUCCAAGGUAUAGCAACUGUGUCUUUAGUCUGGGGAGUUCAAAUUAUGUUUAUGCACAAUUACAUAACUCAGUGUACGGACUUUAUUCAAAUUUAACUUGCAAAUGGCUUAUAAACACCUAGAAUCAGCCUCCAGUACCUCACUUGUAAGGAAAAGCAUGAGCUCUUCAAAUGUUGAAAGUAAACUUUACAAUAUUAUGAGCAAAAAAGAGAUAUUGUUUGGUUUUAGAAAAUAGCUUGGCACCCCUGGAAAUCAGUGUUUCACCAAGAGGUUACCCCAGGAUAAAUAAGUAAUAAAUAUUAGUUUUCACUGAACAUUUUCAUAUAAAUUGCAUGUUGUAGAGCUCUUAAACUCAUGUCACUGUUGACACCUACAAAUCAUAAGCUUGCAUGAUCAUGCUGAGCAAUAAAGUAACAAAAAGUUUCUUGUCCCAAAAUAGAUUCCUUCUGAUAGCCUCAGGAAAAGUCGCUGAAGCAUUUGGACACCUGCUGAUCCUGAUUCUGAUUUUCCGGAUAUUAGAGGGACAGUUAAUCAUUUGCAGUUAUCCAAGAAGUAACUAAUAAAAGCUUACAUGUACUUAGUUCAAGGAUGGUUAUGGGACUAAGCUCCUUGUAAAAUUAUUCUUUCAGGCAAGUUGUCAUUUUGAAGAAAACAAUACCACAAGGUCAUAUCCAACGAUGCAUCGAAAGAUGCAUUUUGGAAAAAUUGCCAUAGAAGCACAUGCUUGGGUUGUUAGUAGCGUGACAUUACUUAGCUGCAUUCGGCAGAAUGUGAGAACGUCCCUUUAUUCAAAACAGACUGGGCAACUUGAUCUGAAAUUCUGAAAUUGAAAUCCUGGAAUGUUUUUCUCAGAAUAUUCAGUAUUCACUAAGCUGAUUUGUCCUUGAGCAUCCUUGUUUAGAUUUUGAGUAAUUUUGUCGUCGCUAAGGAACACAAUGCACAAAUAAAAAUGACGGACUGUACUUUUAAACUUA
Molecule: messenger RNA, 2961 nt
Organism: Acanthaster planci (crown-of-thorns starfish)
Lineage: Eukaryota; Metazoa; Echinodermata; Asteroidea; Valvatida; Acanthasteridae
Product: UDP-sugar transporter protein SLC35A5-like
Biological process (GO): pyrimidine nucleotide-sugar transmembrane transport
Cellular component (GO): Golgi membrane
Molecular function (GO): pyrimidine nucleotide-sugar transmembrane transporter activity
Source: RefSeq, a predicted model, not a curated record